GUCAUUGGGGAAGUACGAUGCUGGAGUGGACUGGUGGUCAUUCGGGGUCAUCAUGUACGAAAUGGCCACCGGCAGACAGCCAUUUGCCCCAUCACUGGUUUCUGCACAGGAGUUGUUUGAGAUUAAGGAGAGGAAGCUUGAAUACCCGCGUCACAUGAGCCAGGAAAUGCUGGACCUUCUGCCAAAGCUUCUGGAGAUGAACAAGAGCAAACGCUUAGGAGUAAAUGGCAACAUCAGGAAGCACUCAUUCUAUGCCAGAAUCAACUGGAGUGAGCUGGAAAACAGAAAAAUAAAGGCACCUUUCCAGCCCAAAAUUCCACCAGCAGAUAAAUUACCAGUCAUACAUCCAGGAUUCUGCGCUGAGACAUCUAAGAGAGCUAAUGUGGAAGGCUUCUCCGAUGUGGAUUCCAACUGGAAAUGGCAGGAGUAAAGUGUUUUCUGUGCUCAUGUGGACUAAUCUCAAACUGCCUGUAUAGCAAGUGAUGACAGCAACGUACCAUCCAUGGCCAAUUCCAUCAAUGAACAUCAGAUCUGCCGUCUACUGUCUACUGCAAGUGUACAAGUGUCUGUCUGUACAGCCAACUACACCAACACCACAUGGGAUCCUUGACAGAAGGUAGAAAGAACUCGAGGCAUAGUGCACACAAUACAUCACAGGAGGCCCCACCAGAAGAAAGGAAUAGCUGCAGUCCGGACUUUCUAAAUGGACUUUCUCACAGACCCUUGGAUAAGGGUAAAAAUGUAUACUGAACAUACAGUGCACUUAUGGUAAUCCAGUGCACUGUUAAUUAACAACGUUCAGUAUACUUCAGUUUCUUUAUAUAAGGUAAGGUUUAGGGGUAAGUAUAGCAUUAAGUAAGUUUACUUCCUUUUCUAACUUCCAUGCCAUUGUUUUACUGUUUUCUUAUAGAUAGGAUGUUAUAUAGAAAUAGAAAUGUUAGGAUUCCUUC
This is a messenger RNA of Xenopus laevis (African clawed frog), 950 nucleotides long. RefSeq names its product protein kinase C delta type-like. The record is from RefSeq and is a predicted model, not a curated record. NCBI's taxonomy places the organism in Eukaryota, Metazoa, Chordata, Amphibia, Anura, Pipidae. The transcript is spliced from 4 exons. The coding region runs from base 53 to 430 and encodes 125 amino acids.